AUGCCCGCAGAGGCAACGGAAAAUGUUGUGACUCAGACAUUAAAACCUUCUAUACACAGAAGAAUAUUACCGUACUACCUGGAUAAUUAUGUCAAACAACGACCAGUGAUUGUUUCUUCAAAUUCGGCGAGCGUUUCUCUCUCUCGCUUGCCCGAAGAGCGACGUCCUAAAACGUGUAGCCUUCCUCUUCGGGGCGUCGAUUAUUCGCAAACAAAUAUUGCAGCGGUUAACAAGUCAUAUGCCAAUACUCACCGAUGUCCCCCGGGAGAAGAUAUGUGCGAACUGUGUAAGAGACAUUUUGCGAGGAAACAACCGGACGGCUAUGAGACAUUUCUAAACCAUGUUUUCACAUACAUGGCUCACAGACCGGCAUUAAAUCAAAACGCGAAGCAGCAAUAUAUCAUUCAAAAGCCACACCCACAUUUGCCAGUGUUUGUCUUUUCGAAAUUCUUGCAUCCGAAAAUCUUUUGGCGCGAAAUCAGAAAACCACGUGAAAGGACGCAUCAAAAAUAUCAAGGAAGCAGCCGAACUCCAAAGUCAUUUCAUUAUCAAAGAACUUAUAGAACAGUUUUUAAUCGUUGCCCAAAUUCGCCGGAAACAAACCUUGAUUCCACGGGAAGAUUUGAUAGAAUCAACCUUCAAUUUUCAGAUGACAGCGACACCAAUGACACGAAAAGAAAGUCAGUCGGACAUUCAAAAAGUCGAAAGAAAAAGAUUCGCCCAAACCUAGCCUGUCCUUUCUUUCUUAGUAUUGUAAUAUCUCAACCUGUUCUUUUUUUCUAUCUAUCUAUCUAUCUAUCUAUCUAUCUAUCUAUCUAUCUAUCUAUCUAUCUAUCUCAGUAUUUGAAUAUCUCAGCCUGCCCUUGCUUUCUUUCUUUCUUUCUUUCUUUCUUUCUUUCUUUCUUUCUUUCUAAUUAUCAGAAAGGAAUUGUUAAAAAAGAGAGAAAGCAGAGGAUUCCGGAAAGGAUUGCGAAGGAAGGAAACGAAGAAUAUGCAGCGUCUGAUGAAGAUUUGUCGAAUAUUCCCGAGAAAAACGGCAAUGAAGAGAACGUUGAAAUCAAGAUUGAAAUGAAACCACCUUCACUUCCUCGCUAUCAACCAAAGCCCCCGACACCGAUGACACGAAAUACGAACAAGCAAAAGAUGUUCUUGCUGUCUAAACAACAACCUGAAAACACCCCAGAUACGAACAAAAACCCGCCAAAAAGUAUGUUCAGUUAUUUCGGACAACCGAAUAAGGAAAAUAACACCAAUAAUAAUAAGCUUUAUUCGUGGCUGCAAAGACAAUUGGACAUUUCCCUGCAUGCUUGUCGUUUCGAGUUACCGAUUGAUGGACGAAUCUUGGAAAAUAUGAUGCCCGAGGAUUACUUACGACGUUACUGUAUUGUCACACCACAGUUCCAAAGUCUUUACCAAAAGGUUUUUCGGAAAUAUCAAUGUCCUCAGAUGAUGAGAAUUAACUUUAAGGAUUUGGAAACGGCACUUCGGGACGUUGCUGUGAAUCACGUAAGCGAUGAGAAGAUGGAGUUCGUUCGAACGAUGACAGGAGUUGGCGAGCAAUCUUGUAUCGAUUACAAACUCUUUUGUGCAAUAGCAGCGCUUACGGAAAGGGUCAGCUCAGUGCAAACUAAAAGGUGGGAUAAACUAAGGAAAGGUAAAGAAGAGCAUAUGUUAAAGGAGAUAAUUGAAACGGCAGAUUUCUCAGCCCUGGACUGGAAAUUAAAAGAUAUUGACAUUGGUGACAAAAUGAAACUUCUUUUAGGGACCAUUUGUACAUGA
Messenger RNA from Acanthosepion pharaonis, 1779 nucleotides. NCBI's taxonomy places the organism in Eukaryota, Metazoa, Mollusca, Cephalopoda, Sepiida, Sepiidae. The record is from the annotation of a GenBank genome assembly.